CAGAGAUGGCUGAACCAACAGAACCCAAGCACGCCAAGAGGGGGAGGAGCAGCAAGAGGGGGAAGAGCAGCAAGAGGGGGAGAGCAGCAAGAGGGGGAGGAGCAGCAAGAGGGGGGAGAGCAGCAAGAGGGGGGAGAGCAGCAAGAGGGGGAAGAGCAGCAAGAGGGGGAGGAGCAGCAAGAGGGGGGAGAGCAGCAAGAGGGGGAAGAGCAGCAAGAGGGGGAGGAGCAGCAAGAGGGGGGAGAGCAGCAAGAGGGGGAAGAGCAGCAAGAGGGGGGAGAGCAGCAAGAGGGGGGAGAGCAGCAAGAGGGGGAAGAGCAGCAAGAGGGGGAGGAGCAGCAAGAGGGGGAAGAGCAGCAAGAGGGGGGAGAGCAGCAAGAGGGGGAGGAGCAGCAAGAGGGGGGAGAGCAGCAAGAGGGGGGAGAGCAGCAAGAGGGGGAAGAGCAGCAAGAGGGGGAGGAGCAGCAAGAGGGGGGAGAGCAGCAAGAGGGGGAAGAGCAGCAAGAGGGCGAGGAGCAGCAAGAGGGGGGAGAGCAGCAAGAGGGGGAAGAGCAGCAAGAGGGGGGAGAGCAGCAAGAGGGGGGAGAGCAGCAAGAGGGGGAAGAGCAGCAAGAGGGGGGAGAGCAGCAAGAGGGGGGAGAGCAGCAAGAGGGGGAAGAGCAGCAAGAGGGGGAGGAGCAGCAAGAGGGGGGAGAGCAGCAAGAGGGGGAAGAGCAGCAAGAGGGGGAGGAGCAGCAAGAGGGGGGAGAGCAGCAAGAGGGGGAAGAGCAGCAAGAGGGGGGAGAGCAGCAAGAGGGGGGAGAGCAGCAAGAGGGGGAAGAGCAGCAAGAGGGGGGAGAGCAGCAAGAGGGGGGAGAGCAGCAAGAGGGGGAAGAGCAGCAAGAGGGGGAGGAGCAGCAAGAGCGGGAGGAGCAGCAAGAGCGGGAGGAGCAGCAAGAGCGGGAGCGCAGGGAGGGGAAGGAGAGCCUGGAAGUGCGCCGUGAGCCAUGGGUCCAACCCAGGGGGCAGCCAUGCAGACCG
Messenger RNA from Closterium sp. NIES-67, 1020 nucleotides. The record is from the annotation of a GenBank genome assembly. Lineage: Eukaryota; Viridiplantae; Streptophyta; Zygnematophyceae; Desmidiales; Closteriaceae.